AUGGAUAAAGGCCAGACGGAUGAAGGCCACACAGAUGAAGGCCACACAGAUGAUGGCCAGACGGAUGAAAACCACGUGGAUGAAGGCCACAAAGAUGAAGGCAUUAAGGAUGAAGGCCACACGGAAGAUUGCCUCACGGAUGAAGGACAAAUUGAUGAAGGCUACAUGGAUGAAGGUGACACGGAUGAAGGCACGAAAGAUGAAGAUCACAAGGAUUUAGUUCCACUCGGAAGAAAACUAUACAGAUACCACAAAGAUGAAGACCAAAAGUAUGAGGGUCACGAGAAUGAAGAGCACAAAGACGAAGGCUACAUGGAUGAAGAACACAACGAUGAAGGCCUCAAGGAUGAAGACCACACGGAUCAAGGUCACAAGGAUGAAGGCCUCAUGAAAGAAGGUCACAAGAAUGAAGAUCACAAGGAUGAAGGCCACAAGAAUGAAGACCACAAGGAUGAGGGCUACAAGGAUGAAGACAACUAG
Messenger RNA from Procambarus clarkii (red swamp crayfish), 480 nucleotides. The record is from RefSeq and is a predicted model, not a curated record. Lineage: Eukaryota; Metazoa; Arthropoda; Malacostraca; Decapoda; Cambaridae.